Messenger RNA from Spirometra erinaceieuropaei, 2811 nucleotides. The record is from the annotation of a GenBank genome assembly. NCBI's taxonomy places the organism in Eukaryota, Metazoa, Platyhelminthes, Cestoda, Diphyllobothriidea, Diphyllobothriidae.
AUGCUCUUUUUGAAAGCGUUUUUUCUUCUUAUCAUUGUGCUUUCCUCCACCGUCUAUUGCCUGAAACAGUGCACCGAACUCUUGCCCGGCCAGUUUACUUGUCUGGAACCGCGCAUUGAUCCGCUAACACAACAGCCGCAGCACUGUUCAAGAAUAAGUGGGCUAGCGGAAAGUAAGCAUACUGCUCGUGUAUAUUUAUGAUCUAGCUAAAUGUACAGUCGCACCGGGGAUCGUGUGUAAAGGCUUAAUAGACGUGGAUGGUUUUCGAUUCUUUAAGAAAAACAUCACCUGUCUGUGGACGUAAGGCCAUCUUUUUCGUCUAGCCUUCAUUCAGGAAUGGAUAUAAAUACGAAACUGCUCUGCUCCUUUCUAUUUUCGGGGGAGUCUUCGGACUUGACCGCUUUUACCUGGGUUACGUCGCUUUAGGUUUGUUCCGUUUGAAAGUUGCAUUCAUGUCCUCCUAGGCUGUCUGAAGAUGUGGACAGUUGGAGGGAUGGGUCUUUGGUACUUACUUGAUAUAAUUCUUCUGGUGAACAAUGUAAGUAGCUCAAAGCCUCCGAGCUUGCACGACUUCUUCUCUGUCUGAUUUGUUGCUUCUCUUCAUAUGCUCCCUUGAUGCGGUUGUGGUCGUGUACCAUCAUGCCCUCAAGGUUGUCGCGGACAAUUCCUCUCCGCGCUUGACGAUCUGCGACUGGGGAUCUAGUGAUCCCUAUCUGCUCUCUUUGUCACCCGCGGAGAUAUUCUACCAGAAAUUCAAAAUCUAAUUCUGUGCUCUGUUUUGAAGUAAUAGUCGACUUGGCCACUUCGUCACCUCUAGUUAUAUAGGGGCAUCGGUUUACGACAAAACACCACUGUAAUCUCCUCUUGAUAGCCUGGACUUUUGUAAUGCUGCCAGCAAGCACAGCCUGCCUCAAGCAGGUCGAAUUUUGUUUAUCUAUCCCGACAGAUCGUCUCCGGUCAACGGCGGUUGAAAACCUUCUGGUUUUGAUUACCCGGCACGUACAGUUCAGUCGUCUCAAUAGCAGACCAUAAGGGCGUCUUUUAUAUCCAGGUCUUUACGGCAACGGAAAUAUGCCCUUGAUGGCAUUGAUAUGUUCAGGCAGCCUGUAAGUUUCAUCGAUUCGAGCGACAGUGCAGUCCGUGUGCUUCCGUCUGGCAACUGCGUCCCGAGUCAUUUAAGGGACAUUUCUGUAUAAGCCUGCAAACUAGGCGACCUUUCCAUCCAGAACUACAUUCUGGAUGUUUUUUUAGCGGAAUUCCUAUAGGAAGAUGCAGGAAGCAUAGUAAAGGCCCGUUGGUACCCUUAUGUCAUAAUGCUUUCCGAUAGCGUGCUUUGAGAGCGUGGUCUGUCCAGCUUUCCACCGGAUAUCAAAAAUAUGAUCUACACCUCAAAGUUAACUGACGCACCGCCGUCGUCUUCACCAACGGCAACAGAACUCAUGUCAUGAAACAAGAAAUCAGAUUAUGCACAGUAAACAUCGAGAUUAGCGAAACGCGCCUUAUUAUACGAAAAUUUCCUUGUAACUUAGAAACUGUUCUCGAGACCAUAACCGUAGUGUCCAAAAAUAAUUACUGAUCUCGAACGAAUAGUUACUUUGGUCACUGUGGUAGGGACGGUUACUGGGGCUUUUUAAGUUGAUCAGAAGUGAUAGCCUUUAGAGAAAAGCGUGAAUGUCAAAACAUCAAAAGCUGCAUCGAACUAACCGACUUGGUUUGUAGAACUGUAUUGUGUAUGUUCUCUCAGACAAACGAAUGAUAAGACGAAGUAUGCAAUAUAAGGUUUAUGAACUUUUUUACAUUAUCAUCGGGCUAAAUAUUUUCGAAGAGUUAAUAUCUAGAAAUGUGGUUACCAGUGCUAUGUAUGGUGUUAGAGAAAUUUUUAACAACACACAAGGAAGUGUUAGACAACAAUUCCUUUUUCGCGAGGCUUACAGUGCGAGAUAAGUUCAUCUGAUUCAAAAUAGUGAAGUUGCCAAAAAUGAAACUUACAGGAUGGCAUACUGAAAAGUCAGCUACGAAAGCCUUGAGCACACUAUCCGCUUCCGUAAAGUUUCCCUUUUUUUUACUGGCAACCGUUGUGUCAGUGGAUACUCGGCUAAGUUAGCGUACCCAGUCAAUUUUCAGAAAAAAAGUUCCUUUAUUUCACGAUUGUGAAACCUAUAGAAAGGUCGUAGUUCAUGUUCGCGGAAAUUUUUGUCUGCAAGUGACCAUCCAGCCCUUACGUGUAAGUUGUCACAAUUAUGAAAAAAACAAUUUCAAAAUCUAAAUCCCAUGUUGAACAUGCUUGUGGUCGAAUAAUUAAAAUUGUCUAGUAAGCCUUCUCCUCAAAAAGCGUCAUGUUAUAGAAUUUCGCAAAUGGAUGCUUGCGCCAACGAUAUUUUUCCAAUACUUUUUUAGAGAGGAAAGCAGAAAUUUCUCCGGGCAUGCACCUAUCUGACUGAUACUCGGAUUGUUCUGUUAUCUUUUGACGAACUCACCAUUCAUUAACCCUAUAGGUAUUUGAUUUUUGUCCCAAAGUAAAUGACGUGACUCCCGUUGCGUCUCUUGCCAAAAAACGGCUUGGCCAUUUCGCGGUUAUUCAGCAGGUUUAUGUCAUAAACGUGUACUCCGCAAAAGAUAGGCCAUAUUCUUGCGUGCAACUCAGUGUGGAUCAGGAAAAGCAUUGUUGUCCCUAGUACCGCCAUGUUACUUUUGGUUGUUGAUCAUUUUACAUUUGCGUUUUAGAAUCUGCAUCCUGCCGAUCGUUCCAACCUCACUCACCCAUAUUACAACCCUGGGAUAGUCUAUCUCCGUGAUAGCAAUCUUCUAUAG